Messenger RNA from Neltuma alba, 1110 nucleotides. RefSeq lists its product as uncharacterized. The record is from RefSeq and is a predicted model, not a curated record. NCBI's taxonomy places the organism in Eukaryota, Viridiplantae, Streptophyta, Magnoliopsida, Fabales, Fabaceae. The transcript has 3 exons. The coding region runs from base 1 to 1110 and encodes 369 amino acids.
AUGGCAUUGAUUCCUGAGCUGUUGUCUAACAUAAUACUCUUGGUGACCGGCCCCUUUGCUUUAAUCAAGUUGUCGUGCGUGUUUAUUGUCAGAACUGCAUUUCUUUUCACUUACGCUUGGACAGAGUUGGUGAAGGCUACUGUUAGAUUCAAUUUGAACUUAAUAUGGAGAAUUGUGACAUGGACAAUUGGUAUUAUCUCUAUACCUGCACGAGUCGUGAAUGCCUUGCAAAGAGAAAGGCAGCUAGAAGAACAACUACAAGAACUGCAGAAUGAGUUGGAGAAUCUAGUGGGGGAUCAGAAGGCAUUUCAAGAACAUAUCAAGAUAGCCAUUAGAGAACGCAAAGAACGGAAAAUGGUGGAGGCAGUAUUAUCAGAGCUUGAAGAGGAGCAUAAUUUGGCUAUUGCAAAAAUUGAACAGUUAGAGGCCAAGUUGCAGGAUUUGAAAGAUGAAAAUUGUAGGCUAAAGGAAAUUCAGGGCAAGGCGUACUGGAGUUGUAAAAAUCAAGAUGACACGGACAAUGGCCAAAACACCAGUGGCAGUUCACAUUAUAUCCUGUCAGGGAACUCCAAGUAUAAUGGAAGUGGAAUUGCAUUACAAAGUCCACUCAUGCAAAAGGAUAUUUGGGAAGAUGAGAGCAAGAACAGAACGGAGCUGCUCAAACUCAUGAAAACUGGAUCAAAAUCUGGAACUGCUUUGCCGGUUAGACUGGAAGCAAUUGCAAAAAUAGAAAGGAGUGAAGUACUCGAUCAUUGUCGGGAUGCUGCACUUUCCCAGUCAAUUUUCAGUGCUUUUUUGUCCCUGGUAGUUGGAAUAAUUGUGUGGGAAGCUGGAGACCCAUGCAUGCCUCUAGUGGUAGCUCUCCUCACAGUGGUUGGCAUGUCCUUGAGGAGUGUGGUUCAGUUUUUUUCCACCAUCAAGAACAAGCCUGCAUCUCAUGCAGUUGCUCUGUUAAGCCUCAAUUGGUUCAUUCUUGGUACUCUAACAUACCCUACACUACCAAGAGUUGCCCGCAUGCUGUCUCCAACACUGUUCAGUCUUCUAGACCAAACAAUGAGCAAGACUGAUCUCUUGCAUUCCUGGCUUGACAAUACUUUCCUCGGUGGUUGA